AGGCUCGUUCGUCUGACAGGUAUUAACAUUCAGAAAAACAAGAUGCAGCGGCGCGGGCAGGUGAGGCGGGUCAGGCGCGCCUUGGCCACCUCAAGCCGACAGAACAAGUAAGGACCGGCUGCGACACGACAAAAAAGGCCCCUUGCCCAAGCCCGGCACGGUUUUCCCCUUAUUGCCCGGUUCCUCGGUUUCCCGACUGGCUGUGUGGCGACCCCGAGCUUCUCCCACCGAGGGGCCGAGAACUGGGGAGUCAUGGCUGACGUGAAAGUGAAGGUGCAGCCGCCCGACGCGGAUCCGGUCGAAAUAGAAAACAGGAUUAUAGAAUUAUGUCACCAGUUUCCCCAUGGAAUCACAGACCAAGUAAUUCAGAAUGAAAUGCCUCAUAUAGAAGCCCAGCAGCGGGCCGUGGCCAUCAAUAGACUCCUGUCCAUGGGUCAGUUGGAUCUCUUAAGGAGCAAUACGGGACUACUGUAUAGAAUAAAGGAUUCUCAGAAUGCUGGCCCUGUCUCAUUCUUUUUAAGUAAAAUGAAAGGAUCAGAUAACCAAGAAAAACUAGUAUAUCAAAUCAUAGAAGAUGCAGGAAAUAAAGGAAUAUGGAGCAGAGAUAUCCGGUACAAAAGUAACUUGCCAUUAACAGAAAUCAACAAAAUUCUAAAGAAUUUGGAAAGUAAAAAGCUUAUCAAAGCUGUUAAGUCUGUGGCAGCCUCAAAAAAGAAAGUAUACAUGCUCUAUAAUCUACAACCGGACCGGUCUGUGACUGGUGGAGCCUGGUACAGUGAUCAGGAUUUUGAAUCAGAAUUUGUAGAGGUGCUUAACCAACAGUGUUUUAAAUUCCUACAAACCAAGGCAGAAACAGCACGAGAAAGCAAACAGAAUCCAAUGAUACAAAGAAAUAGUUCAUUUGCCUCAUCACAUGAAGUGUGGAAGUACAUCUGUGAACUGGGGAUCAGUAAGGUAGAGUUGUCCAUGGAGGACAUUGAAACGAUCUUAAAUACACUCAUUUAUGAUGGGAAAGUGGAGAUGACUAUCAUUGCUGCAAAAGAAGGCACAGUUGGCAGUGUAGACGGACACAUGAAACUGUACAGAGCAGUCAAUCCAAUCAUCCCACCCACGGGUUUGGUCCGGGCACCGUGUGGACUCUGCCCGGUUUUUGAUGACUGCCAUGAAGGUGGUGAGAUUUCACCAUCUAACUGUAUUUAUAUGACAGAGUGGCUCGAAUUUUAACAGAGAAUAGGAACUUUACUGACAUUUUGCAAAUGAAGUUACUUUGGGAGCAGAUAAUUUAACUCACGAUGGAACAUCAAAUUCCCUUGAAAGCAUACUUCACAAUAAUGGACAGACAUGCUGCUAUGCAAAAGUAUUUUUUUAAUCUAUGAAGACUAAAUUUAUAUUGGUAGAGUAGCCAACAGAAUAUGAAACAGGUAAGGUUAGUAGUGAAAUUCGUUCUUCAAUAAAUAUAAUACUUUGAACUUCCAGAAGACCACCUUCUGAAGCUUUCAAGACUUUUGAUGGUUCAUGGAAAAAGAAGCCAACAAAUCCAUAUUUGCCAUAUACUACAAUAAUGACUAAAGUUUAAAAAUGUCCAUUUUAAAGUUAUUUAUGAAGGUCUUCAUUGGAAAAUUUUAUCUGGUUCACUAUUGCCAUUUGUUUUCUCUUUUCUCAGUGGUUUCAUUGGGAAGGAAUCAAACGCGGUGAGGCAGGAAUAGCACUUAGAGGCAUGAAUGGGGGAGAGUGUGGAACAUCCCUUUCCACACACUAUUCAUUCCUUUUUACAUAAGAAAUAUUCUUUGAGUGUUAUGCCUUUGUUCUUACCUCAAAUGCAAAUGACUGUUGCCGGAGAUGGCUUCAGUGCAUAAAUAUGAUUAUUCUAGUCCUAAAGAGAAUGUCUUCACUGAUCCUUCUUUGUCAGAGUCUUCCAAGUUUCACUCUGUGGCUCAGCUGCCUUAUUUGCUAGAAUUGCCCUAUAAUGCAUUGCCCUCCAUUCACACUUUAUUGUGAGCGGGGUACCACUCGACUUUUCUUGUCUUAUUUUAGAUUUUUUUUCUUUACAGUCUUAAAAGUCAUGGUGUAAUUGGUCUAAGCUAAGCAGAAGGCCAUUAUAAUUUUUCUCAGUUCUAAUAGUACUUUCAAGCCUGUGUUAUUUGGUGUAUUGUUGCACCGAAGUUAGCAUUUUAGGAUCUCAGCUGUUGUAUUUUCACUUUGUAGCUCUACUUAAUGAUUUCUGUGUCCAGGCCAAAAGCAUGGGACCAAAGGAAAGGAACUCAAAGCCAGCUACUACUGAGGCCUGAGUUCAAACACCAGUUUGGAUAUACUCCAAGUGGUAAACAUCAGAAGGGUUAUUUUGAGAUAUAUGGGAUCAAUAAAAUAAAAUUCAGCUCAUUAACCAACUAAGGUGGAGACUGUGGCCAGCUGUAUAGAAAUAUAAUCAAUAACACUAGGACUUUGAAACAAACAUCAUUUCAGGUAUUGGAUAUAUAGAAGAUAGAGAAGAAUCUGGGAGCUGAAACUACAACACCCACAGAGAGUGCUGGAAUAGUAACAUUAUCUGUCCUUGGGACCUGGCCUGUCAUUAAAGUACUAGUCUUAUUUCAUGAGAAAACUGAACCUGGGGGAGAGUUACAGGUGGGGAGAAGGAAGCAGUUCAUGUAUUAAAUACAGACUUUGCAUUGUGUCUUGACAGCCAAAGAUUUUAAAGCUUAUAAUCAGAGACUGCAACAUAAAUGCUUUUCCCACAGCAUGUUUUUCAUUCUAAAUAGCAGCUGAAGGAGAAAAGGGACAAAAAUACUGUGCCUUUAAUACAUAAUUAAGUGGAUAUUUACCCAUCAGAAGUAAACUGUGACUAAAACAAAUUAUGGAGCUAUUGAUUCCUGACACGAGAAAAUCAAAUUGUGAGUGAAGUCCUAAUCCUUAACAGUUGAUUUCCAUUUAGUAUAAGAUAUUUUGGUCACCUAAGUAUAGAUAUUCCCUGGAGUCUAUUAGGGCCCCUCAACUCUGCUUAAUAAUGAUCCAUUGGGAAUCAAUCAUGAGAGACCCAUGAUUCAGUAGUUUAAGUGGAUAGUUUAUGUGAGAUUUUUCUAUAAAACUCCUCUGAGCUUAAUUUGGUGAAGAGUAAAUUUUAUGCAGCCAUGAAUUUUAUGGCGAUCAACUGAGUAAAUGAGUCCAACAGUUUCAAGUUGAGUGACUUUUACUUUGAACCAUUAUUAUUACAUGAUGGGUAGGAAGAAUAAAAAUACAUGUCCUAAACUACCGCUGCCCCACAAACUUUUUGUAAGAAUGACAGUAUUCCAUAUCUACUAUUCAACAAAGCAGCCACUAGUCACCUAUGGCCGUUAAAAACUUGAAAUGUAUGAAUUUCAAAUAAGAAUGAAGAACUGAAUUUUUAAUCUUUUAGCUCCCUGUGGUUAUUGGCUACCAUACUGGAUAACACAACUAGGUCUAGAUUAAUUAUAGGAAUGAAGAAUAUCACAAUUACUUAUUUCUCAAUUUUAUAGAUUUGUUGCCUUUCUGUGGAAGAGAAGGACAACAUAAUAUUAUUAACUUAUUUGUAUAAGUUUGUAAUUUUUUUUAUGGCUUCUCUUUUUUUAAAAGAUUUUAUUUAUUUAUUUGACAGAGAUCACAAGUGGGCAGAGAGGCAGGCAGAGAGAGAGGAGGAAGCAGGCUCCCCGCUGAGCAGAGAGCCUGAUGCCGGGCUUGAUCCCAGGACCCUGGGAUCACAACCCGAGCCGAAGGCAGAGGCUUUAAUCCAUUGAGCCACCCAGGUGCCCCAGUUUGUAAUUUUUUUGACAAAGGACUUCAGAAAACAAGGCUGAGAGUAAGUAAAGCAAUGACUAAUAAUCCAAAUAGAAUCAUAUUUUGGUUAUAGGCUUGAUCAAAUUAUUGCUAAACAACCUCUUUAAGAAAAUUAUUAUUCAAUUGAUUUAUUGAAUUUGCUUUUCACUAACACGUCAAAUGAGUUGUUUUAAUUCUUAAUUUUUUUAAUUAUAAAAGUAAUACAUGUUUGCUAUAAUAAACUCAAAUACCCAGGUAAAUAAAAAGGAGAUUCCCACCACACCAUAUCUAAAAUUCCCAUUCCCCAAAGAUAACUGCUAUUAAAUGAUGAGUCUUUUUUUCUUUGAUCACAUUUAGAAACCAAAACUUUUCAGGUUAAAAUGAUGGCUUUGAAUCUCCUUUAGACAUAAACAGGGAAUUCACGUCUUUGCAGCAAACAUCAGGUUCUGCAAAUUCAAGUAUGGGGUCACUGGAAGUUGUUUGAGGCAAUACUUAGGGAUCAUAAUAGCCAAAAAAUGUUGGGAAAUAAAAAGCAUUUUUUUGAGGGAAUAUGAUCAGGAAAAAAAAAGAAAAUCAUGGAAUAACGCUUAAAUGAGAGCCAAAGGACCAUGGAAGUUAAAAGGUAGAAUUCUUUACAGAACAAAAUUUGAGGUAUGGAAAGAUUCUUUUAAAAAAUAGUUAAGAUUUUGUAACAAAAUCUAAGCUAUUCCCAUGAUUGUAUCUUUUGACAUUAUGGUCAUUUCUUAUGCUUCACAAAGAAUCAUUUAAAGCACCUAGCUAAGUCAGUCCUAAUGGCAGAGGUCACAAAUGGGUGACUUGGACUUUGUGUGUCUUGCAGUGUUUCUAAGUUUUUUAUUUAUGCUGUCACUGCCAAAUUACAUCAUCCAGAUGUACAUGUACUGAAUGUAACUCAUAUACAUAUGAACUGUGUAUACAAACAUAUAUAUAGUCCCUAAAUUUAAAAACCACUGCAUUGAGUUUUUUCCUUGAAAAAUCAGAAAAUUGGCAAUACCCUUCCCCUUCCCACAUGGCAACAAUUUAGAUAAGGCAUGAGUUCCCCAUGUUGCCCUAAUCACCACCACUCUAGUCUAGCACAGAUCUGAUUGGCUGUGCUCAUGUGUAUGUCCAGGUUGGGCUUAUGGUCACUGUCUGACCUGGCAGACCCGACUCUUAGUUAUGGAUGGAUCAUUCUUUCUCAGCAUGAAGGACUGGGACAGGGUGUCAUAAAGAUGGGAGGCCCUGGUCUGCGUUUAAUGUCCUGGGCCAGCCCAAAAUAGCUAGUGGUUUGAGUUCUAAGCCAGCACUCUGGAUCUUUAGUCAGGUUUUCUUUUCUCCCAAAAUAACAAAAGGUUCAUUCCAAAGAGGAGUACCACUCCUACAACAUACACAGUAGUUCGUUUUAAUCUGAACUGAGAAUCAGGAAACCUGGAUUCCACUUCUGCUUAUUCACUUUGGACAGAUAAAGGUAGACAAACUGUCCUUAUGUCCCAAAUCAAAUGGGGAAAACACUGCUUCAGUUCAUAGCAGUUUGUGAGAUACAGAUCCUAUGGAAAAUGGAAAUGCUGUUUCUAACUUACUUUGAACGUUGAACUUGUGUUUUUUUUAGAACUUAAUUUGAUUUAUGUGUCCACUAAUCAUCUGGUCACAGAUGAUUUUUAUCUAUUAAUAACCUGGUAAUAUAAUAACCUGAUAAUUGCUCUGUCCGUAUACUGGAAUGCAAAAUAGCAGAAACCAUCCUGUCUAUGCUGGUACUUUCAGCAUAGACUUUACCACAAUAAUCAGUUCAUGAAACUCCACAUUCUGAAAGUGGCCACGGUCAGUGAAUUUGUACAAUUUGGCUUCCAGCCUAUCAGCCACUUCCUGUUGUUCCAUCCAGGGAAGGAAAGGAUCAUCAGUGGAGCCAAACUGUACAAUGUGAGGGCAGUUGGCUUUGAUUUUCUCCCACUGCCAGGGACGGUUGAAGUAUCCUAUGGGGAAAAAAAAACAUACAUAUAUAACCCAUUACCACCCAUGGAUAAUUUCCAUUGUAGCCACUGUAAAAUAUCUAGCAAAGACCAUAGUAGAGACACAAAGAUUCAGUGCCUAUGUGCCAGUGAGAAGUCCUUGUUUUCAAAUCUGUAGAGCUCCAUACCAUAGUCACUUGGGAAGGGGGGAGUACAUGGCUCAGAUAAAAUCAGGGUUCAAUGUAUUAGGAAGUGGUCUAUCACCUCUCAGAGGGCCCGAUUUGCAUCUAAAGAAGGGCAGUAAAUGUUUCUCAAAUGCUACUAGAGGUUUUUUUAGCCUAUCCAAAAGCCAGUACUGUUUAAACUGAACAAGCAGGGCGCCUGGGUGGCUCAGUGGUUAAGCCGCUGCCUUUGGCUCAGGUUAUGAUCUCAGGGUCCUGAGAUCGAGUCUCACAUUGGGCUGUCUGCUCAGCAGGGAGCUUGCUUCACCCCUCUCUCUCUGCCUGCCUCUCUGCCUACUUGUGAUUUCUCUCUGUCAAAUAAAUAAAUAAAAUCUUUUUAAAAAUAAAUAAAUAAAUAAAUAAACUGAACAAGCAUCCUUGUGACUAGAGGAAGGGCUUUUCUGUAUUGGUUUCUGCCUUCAAACUUACCACUGGCCCGCUCAUUUUCAUCCCCCAAGUCGGAGGUGUAUGCAGACACUAACACAAUAGCAUAUACUCGGUGUGUUUCUGCAUACCUGAAGAAAGAGAAAUGAUGUCAGCUAACUUAGUGUUAAAUCUGACUGCCAAAAAGUAAGACAAAACCAAACCAAACCUGAAAACUCAUUUGAUUCAGCUUACAGAAAGCAGGUGCUAUCACUUGUUGAGUUUAACAUGAAAAAUAGGAAGGAAACUGCAGAACUACAAGCCCGGUGUUAAUGGCUUACCCUUGGCCACUUGGUGAGUUUCUACUCUUUCAAGGUAGUCCAAACCUCUUUGGUAAUCCUUUCCAAAAAAAACAUAAGUGUAAUCAUUCUCUUUGAUGUGCCUGUUAACCUGCCUUCAGUGUGCAUCAGCAUUGCUUUGUCGGUCAACCUGUAGAUUCAGCCCAGAGCGUCUGAUGCAGAGGCUUGAUACAAGGCUCAGGAAUCUACAUUUUAAGGCAUGACACCUUCUCCAACCCAGAUGACAAACACCAGUGAUCUGUGAACCAUAUUUUAAGAAAUUCUGUACCAUGAUGGAAAUGUAUUUCUUUUGCCACACACUACAUUGCAUUGUAGUAAUUGUUUGUGUCAUAUUAUAUCUAUCUUCUCCAAUAAAACUUCAGCUCCUUAA
Molecule: messenger RNA, 7024 nt
Organism: Mustela lutreola (European mink)
Lineage: Eukaryota; Metazoa; Chordata; Mammalia; Carnivora; Mustelidae
Gene: POLR3F
Product: RNA polymerase III subunit F
Exons: 10
Coding region: 253-1224 (323 amino acids)
Biological process (GO): transcription by RNA polymerase III
Cellular component (GO): RNA polymerase III complex
Source: RefSeq, a predicted model, not a curated record